CUCUGCGCCAUGAGGCGGAGGCUUAUAGGACCCACUUACCGAGGUACCGCACAAGGACGGAACACGCCGCUCGUAGUAAAGAUAGAAAAAUAAAGCCGUAACAUUUUUACAGAGCAGCAGCCGCCGACAGCGACAAUGAACGGGCAGAUUAAUGGUUUCCACAACUCCCUCAUUGACGAGGACUGCUUCUUGUUCACCUCCGAGUCGGUCGGGGAAGGACACCCCGACAAGAUCUGCGAUCAGAUCAGUGAUGCAGUUUUGGAUGCUCAUCUCAAGCAGGAUCCCGAUGCCAAAGUUGCAUGUGAGACUGUUGCGAAGACCGGCAUGAUCCUGUUGGCCGGUGAGGUGACCUCUCGUGCCAUAGUGGACUAUCAAAAAGUUGUUCGGGACACCAUCCGUCAAAUUGGAUAUGAUGACUCGUCCAAAGGCUUUGACUAUAAGACCUGUAAUGUUCUUGUGGCCUUGGAGCAGCAGUCUCCAGACAUCGCUCAGGGUGUUCACGUUGACCGCAACGAGGAGGAUAUUGGCGCAGGGGAUCAGGGCUUGAUGUUUGGCUAUGCCACUGAUGAGACUGAGGAGAGCAUGCCUCUCACAAUUGUCCUUGCCCACAAACUAAAUUCUAAGAUGGCAGAGUUGCGUCGCAACGGCACCCUUCCUUGGCUCCGGCCAGACUCAAAGACACAGGUCACUGUCCAGUACCGCCAGGACCGGGGGGCCAUGCUUCCAGUCCGUGUACACACAAUUGUAGUCUCUGUGCAGCAUGAUGAGGAUAUUUGCUUGGAGGAAAUGAGAGACACUCUGAAGGAGAAGGUCGUCAAGGCUGUUGUUCCGUGCAUCUAUUUGGACGAUGACACCAUUUACCACCUGCAGCCCAGUGGGCGAUUUGUUAUUGGAGGCCCACAGGGCGACGCUGGUCUGACUGGGCGUAAGAUUAUUGUUGACACCUACGGCGGCUGGGGAGCCCACGGCGGUGGAGCCUUCUCUGGGAAGGAUUACACAAAGGUGGACCGCUCUGCUGCUUACGCUGCGCGGUGGGUGGCAAAGUCGCUGGUGAAGGCUGAGCUUUGCAGGAGAGUGUUGGUCCAGGUUUCCUAUGCAAUUGGAGUUGCCCAUCCACUUUCCAUUUCCAUCUUCCAUUACGGGACCUCAAACAAGAGUGAAAGGGAGCUGCUGGACAUUGUUAAGAGGAACUUUGACCUCCGUCCUGGAGUCAUUGUCAGGGAGCUGGAUCUGAAGAAGCCCUUGUAUCAGAGGACCGCAGCCUAUGGCCACUUUGGCCGAGACGCCUUCCCAUGGGAGGUGCCCAAAAAGCUCAAAUACUAAACAUGUUAAGCUUUUUCCCCCCAGGCCUGUUGGUGUAUACUACAGAGAAGCCUCCAAGGUUCCGGGGGUGAAAUGCACUCAUAGUAAUGGUUUCCAUAACACUGACUCCCUCUGUCACUCCAUCUCCCUCCCUGUCUUCUUGCUGUUUUCCGCUGGUUGCAGUAUCGUAGUGGGUCGUGGCAGGCACGGCUCAGAAACUCUAUGUUUAAAGAAAUGGAUGAAGUAAUGAACCAUAACUUCUCCCGCGUCUUUGGGUUCCACUGGUUCCUGGUGUGAUAGACCUGAAUAGCUGCUUUGAGUCUGUCUCCUUUCGGCAUUCCACACCAGUCUAUUUUGGUUGGUGUUCUUGCAAACUUGUAUUUGGCUUUAAGAGUCACUCACUUUAAUUCACUGGUGCUGUUUUAAGUCCUUUUAGAUAAUCAUUUGAUUUGGGGGGGGUUCUCUGAUCUGGCACCUUACCGAACAGUUUAGUGUCGAUCUAAACAUUCCUCCUUCAUUCAAUCUAGUACGAUGCUUUGCUGACCCAGUCUCCGUUCUUGAGCCUUUUUUGUUCGCUUUACUUUUGCAUCUUUGUGGAGGAUGCUGUGCAUUGCAGGCUAACCCCAAACCAAAUCCUAAUUCUUAAAGCUUACAGAUUAUCAAUGCUCCGACGCCCCCCUACAGACCGUUGCUGUUUUCUGACGUAAUACAGAAAAGUCAGAAGCUGCUAUGUCACUGGUCUGCAGAGGUUUUUGUUAUACUUGAAAAUAAUUGGAUUUUUAUGCAUUUGAAAUUCCAUUUUUAAAAUGAGUCUUUUAAAAUGUAGUUUCACUUUUGUUUGAAGUGACAAACUGGCCUUUCCCUCCCUACGUGUAUGGAUGGCAGGUGUAGCUACAGAGAAACCUGGUCACUCCAUCCUUAGUGGAGUGUUUGUUGCCACAGAGUCUUAUUGGCUUGAAGUCCGGCCUCAACACUAUUUAUUUGUUCUGAGACGCAGCGUGGAUACAGAGAAGCUGUGGUUUCAGAAGGCAGCUUUAAACAUGUCUAUUGAAUCUAAUUCCUUUUUGACUUGAUCAUUUUUUUUCAGUGUUUUUGGCUUGAGGCGCCAGAGUGUUGUACAGAAAAGCUUUGGGCCGCCUCAACUCAAAAUGUUCACUGGCUACUGUUAAUGACAUUUUAUGAACUUUUGGACUACAGAUCUUAUUUUUAAGUGGGUUGGUUUUUAAAUCCGGUUAAAAUGUCUGGCGCAAUUCUUUAGCUCUUACUUAUCCUCGACGCAAUGGCAACAUCCGGUUGGUGUUGUACAGAGAAACCAGCCUUGUUUACGCAGCCAUGUCAUCUGUAGGAUAGGUUUAGAGUUCUGGGUUUUGUUCCCUUCAUCUCUGAAGCCCCCCCCCCCGUUGGCUACCGUAAGUGUAGGAGUGCCUUUUCUAUUUCCUCUACUCCCCAUCUGCUUUCCUACCAACAUGCGCUCAACUUCCACAGGAACAUGUAGCUCAUACUGUCUUGCUCUUCAUGUCUAGACUGGGUGGUUUCUUUAUGCUCUGUAAUAAACAACUACUCCUUUAAAA
Molecule: messenger RNA, 2873 nt
Organism: Gasterosteus aculeatus aculeatus (three-spined stickleback)
Lineage: Eukaryota; Metazoa; Chordata; Actinopteri; Perciformes; Gasterosteidae
Gene: mat2ab
Product: methionine adenosyltransferase 2Ab
Biological process (GO): S-adenosylmethionine biosynthetic process
Molecular function (GO): methionine adenosyltransferase activity; ATP binding
Source: RefSeq, a predicted model, not a curated record